Molecule: messenger RNA, 545 nt
Organism: Cladophialophora immunda
Lineage: Eukaryota; Fungi; Ascomycota; Eurotiomycetes; Chaetothyriales; Herpotrichiellaceae
Exons: 1
Coding region: 23-385 (120 amino acids)
Source: RefSeq, a predicted model, not a curated record
CAGGCGGGCAUCUUGACGCCAAAUGGGCGGGACGCGGUCAAAGGCGGACGGCCUGUCUUUGCACACGCUGAAGCUGUCAUCACUUGCACGGACGGCGACCUGGCGUCUAAAGCAUGGGAAACUAGGCAAUCUCCUUUCUCUGGACGUCCACUUGAUCUUGAGGUUCUUUAUAUGCCCGACAGGCACAAUGGCCAUCAUUCAGUCAUUUCUAAGUGCUGAUUGUGACUAUUUCAUCGACACGCACGACGCCGUGGCUUAUCCUGAGUCGUCUACCAAGAGGUCGUCUAUCAGGCUCCGUCUUCUGGGUGGGCGGCCGUCUGUAUUCAAGGCCAUCGACGGUAAAAUGCACCGUAAGUUGGUGUCAUUUUGCAAAUGCAUCACGUGAGGUCAGCCAGAGAGUACAACACUGUGGUGUUGUGAUCAUCUUGUCAGUGCCGGGGCCCUGCACCAGUCCAGCCAUGAAAGAGAUGGAUCAAAGGCAUGGAGUCUUCCGGUUCGCGACCGACAGCUUUGAGACCCUCGAACCGCGCAAGAUCUUGCCUGUA